Molecule: messenger RNA, 1044 nt
Organism: Rubroshorea leprosula
Lineage: Eukaryota; Viridiplantae; Streptophyta; Magnoliopsida; Malvales; Dipterocarpaceae
Source: the annotation of a GenBank genome assembly
CUUCUUUAUUUCUUUUGAUAUGGAACACCCACUUGCAGCCAAUGGCAUUUUGAACACUAGUGUGAGGAACAAGUUCCCAAGUACCCUAUCUAACCAAAGCAUUAAACUCAUCAGGCAUGGCCUAACACCAUUGAGGAUUUUUCAAGGCUUGACUGACACCAUUGAGAACCUUCUUCUUCCCCACGCACGCCGGCCUUCUCCCUUUUCUUCUCCCGCACUAGUGCCCCCUACGCCUAGAUCCCCUGCUGCUGCACCUCUGCGUCGGCCUUGCACUCGUGUGCCAAGCCCAGAUCCUUUGCUAUCGCGAACCAGCCUUGCUCCACACCCCUUGCUUACCGCGAACCAGCCUUGCUCUGCACCAAACCUGCUCUCUGCGCCCAGAUCGCCUGCACUCUGUGCCUAGAUCGCCUAUAAUCAUACCCCCUGCACACCGGCAAUCAUGCCCUUACACGCCUCCUACACCGCCCUCUCUUCUGCACCGUGCCCCUGCCCUUGCCGCCUGCGCCCCUAUUGCUGCUGCACUCUGCGCCCCUGCCUCUUGCACGCUACAGCCAUGCCCUUGCCUCACCUACAGAAAAAACAGCACAUACCAAACAAAAUUGGCAUCAUUUUUAUUUUAUUUCAUUUUUAUUUUGUUUUAUCAUUUGGGUGUAUAUAUAGAGCAAAAGUAGAGUAGGGGGGUCUUUGGUUGAUUUCGGAGAAAGACGGGUUGUUUUUCUGUGCUUGUUGUUUGGUGUUUGUGUGUUGAGAACAUUGGUGAAAGGAAGAGCAUUCUGUUGGAGGCAUCACUGGAUUACUAGUGGGAGAUAGAGGUUUAGUUCUUUCGGUAAUUUUCUGAAACUAAGAAAUUUCAAGAAAGGGUGGUGAAGGUGACGAAUAGAGCUUGAUCCCGUGGAUGGGGUUCCUCUGUUUGAAACUGGAUCUGCCGUCUUUUCUCUGGAAUUUUCAGUUCUAGAUUUCUAUGUUUGUUGAUGUAUGAUGUUAUUUUGGUGAUUGAUACCGAGACAUAUGGUAAUUGUUGAUGAAUGAAUGACAAGUUUUACU